Messenger RNA from Sinocyclocheilus rhinocerous, 1474 nucleotides. Its product is annotated as STIP1 homology and U box-containing protein 1-like. Lineage: Eukaryota; Metazoa; Chordata; Actinopteri; Cypriniformes; Cyprinidae. The annotation marks the transcript as partial. Gene Ontology annotation, molecular function: ubiquitin protein ligase activity; protein-folding chaperone binding. The record is from RefSeq and is a predicted model, not a curated record. The transcript has 6 exons. Gene Ontology annotation, cellular component: Z disc; cytoplasm. Gene Ontology annotation, biological process: proteasome-mediated ubiquitin-dependent protein catabolic process; positive regulation of proteolysis; cellular response to misfolded protein.
AAUCGUAACCCGUCGGUGGCCGUGUACUACACUAACAGAGCGCUAUGCUACGUGAAGCUGCAGCAGUACGACAAAGCGCUGGCCGACUGUAAACACGCCCUCGAGCUCGACAGCCAAUCGGUGAAGGCCCACUUUUUCCUGGGCCAGUGUCAGCUGGAACUGGAGAAUUAUGAAGAGGCCAUCGGCAAUCUACAGAGAGCUUAUAACCUGGCGAAGGAACAGCGGUUGAAUUUUGGAGACGAUAUCCCAAGUGCUCUUCGCAUUGCCAAGAAGAAACGCUGGAACAGCAUAGAAGAGAAGCGAAUCAGCCAAGAAAACGAGCUGCACGCUUAUCUCAGCAAACUCAUCCUGGCCGAGAAAGAGAGAGAGCUAGACGACAGCGGGAAGCAGUCCGAGGACAGUCAGAACGGAGGCGAGAUCAGCAAGAUCAAAUCCAAACACGAUAAAUAUUUGAUGGACAUGGACGAGCUUUUCUCUCAAGUAGAUGAAAAGAGGAAGAAGCGAGAGAUCCCAGAUUACCUGUGUGGGAAGAUCAGCUUUGAGCUGAUGAGAGAGCCCUGCAUUACUCCCAGCGGCAUCACCUACGAUCGCAAGGACAUCGAGGAACAUCUACAGCGCGUUGGCCAUUUUGAUCCAGUGACCCGCAGCCCGCUGACCCAAGAUCAGCUGAUCCCCAAUCUGGCCAUGAAGGAGGUGAUCGAUGCUUUCAUCCAGGAGAACGGCUGGGUGGAGGACUACUGAACACACACACACACUCGAGCGGACCGCAGCGGUUUCCUCACACCCAAUCGAAUCCUCUCCUGUAUGUUCAUGCACUUUAAUCUGUGGAGCUUUGCUGUGGAGUAUCUCGCGCGCAGGAGUCACCUGACCCUCUUUCUCGCCGUCUUUCUACUGGCCUUCCUUACCAGACAGAAUAAUGGCCCCAUCCUGCAGGUUUUGUUCGGACACUUGCUUUCAAUCGGAAACAUUGACUGAUGUUUGCUGCACAUGAUGAUGCUGUAAUUUCCUCAUUGAAUGUUAAAAUAGCAACAUUAUUGAUGACACAUCACUAAUAAUCAUUCAGAGGAAACUUGCGCAGGUUGGCGUGUGUGUGUGUGUGUUUUUGAAUCUGUCACCUAUGAGAUCUAUAUGCAGAAUGAAUGCGAUAUAUGCGAGUGUAAAAAGUUCUAACGUAAGUAGAAUGUUUCUAAGAUGCUUCUCGAGCUGUGGGUUCUAGCAAGAUGCUGAUUUUUGUAACGAGCAUUAAAACAUAUAUUCAGACAUUCAUCCAUAUACCGGCUGCCAAUCAAUGAAACCGAACUGAGAAUCUGUGGCAUGCAGAUGUCGUCAUCAUCAUCAUUGUUAUGGUGUAUGAUACGUUUAGUCUCACUAUGUGCGUCUGUGCGUUAGAACGAGAGGUAAGGGAUUAUUUCACACUAUUGAUUUUGUCUUUCCCUUUGGACCUUUGGGGAGUUUUCUGUUUCCUGUCAUGAAC